Capsella rubella is the source of this 1131-nucleotide messenger RNA. Its product is annotated as zinc finger protein ZAT10. Bases 1 to 984 code for a protein of 327 amino acids. The record is from RefSeq and is a predicted model, not a curated record. The transcript has a single exon. NCBI's taxonomy places the organism in Eukaryota, Viridiplantae, Streptophyta, Magnoliopsida, Brassicales, Brassicaceae.
AUGUUGGAAAAGGUCAAAAAGCUGCAACACGUGUCAUUAAAGAAAGUACUCAGCUACUUGGAACCACAAAAACAAGAAGACACCAAACCCGUUACUUCCACUAAAAACAAGGGCUUUCUCCUUUUUAAUUCACACACAAAACACUUUGCAGAGAGACAUGGACGAACCAUGAACUCAUCAUGCAUUGAUUUCGUCAUGUUCAGUCGCGGACAACACGACGAGGACAGCAACAUGUCACGUCGUCCAUGGAAGAGGCCGGAGAGAUCGAUAUCCACUAGUAGUAGUCAUCAUAAUAAUCAUCUAAACUUGUCCCCAAACGAAGACGAAGAGCUUGCCAACUGUCUUGUGUUGUUGUCCAAUUCAGGGGAUCAUAAUAAACAUAGACACGGCAAGGGCAAGAACGUCAAAAAGCAGAAAACCGCUCAGGUAUUCCAAUGCAAAGCUUGCAAGAAGGUGUUUACGUCGCAUCAGGCAUUGGGCGGGCACAGGGCGAGCCAUAAGAAAGUGAAGGGUUGUUUCGCCUCUCAAGAUAAAGAAGAGGAAGACGAAGAGGAAUACAAAGAGGACGAUGACGAGGAGGAAGAGGACGAAGAUGAGGAGGAGGAGGAGGAAGAUGUAGACAAAUCUACGGCACAUAUCGCAAGAAAGAGAUCCAACGCUCACGAAUGCACCAUCUGCCAUCGCGUCUUCUCUUCGGGACAGGCCUUAGGAGGCCACAAGAGAUGCCAUUGGCUGACCCCUUCCAAUUAUCUUCGUAUGACGUCGUCGUCGUCGUCGUCGGUACUCCACGAUCAUCACCAUUCCGCCGUCGGCAGGCCUCAGCCGUUAGAUCAACCGUCUCUCGAUCUCAACUUAUCUUGCCAGGAGUAUUCCGGUGAUCCUACGGCCAUGACCGUAGGGGUGAUUCAGAGAGAUGGCGGUGGCAGUAAUCACAACGCUACUUCAUCGUCAUGGUUAAAACUCGCAAGUGGUGACUGGUCUUGACGACUGACUAAUUUAUUUUAAGUUGCUAAUUAAUUUUUUAAUUUUUUUUUUACUUUCAUUCGUUUAUAUGAUGAUCUUUACAUACAAUUUAAGUCAGUGCAUCAAUUUAUAUAUACACUUGUAUGGAUUUUAUAUGAUUUACACUUU